Molecule: messenger RNA, 1212 nt
Organism: Penicillium antarcticum
Lineage: Eukaryota; Fungi; Ascomycota; Eurotiomycetes; Eurotiales; Aspergillaceae
Exons: 1
Coding region: 1-1212 (403 amino acids)
Source: RefSeq, a predicted model, not a curated record
AUGAAGGGCACCUCGAUUUUCCAGUUCAAAUCUUGGCCUAAGAUCCAUCAACCGUUGCCGCGAACUCCACGAGAGUCUCAGCAGCUUCUCAAUGCCCUCACGACCUCGUUCCGUCGUCAGUUAGACCGGGCCUAUCCCGCAGUCAGCAAUGACCGACCUCUCCCAAACCCCGAAUCAUCGGCGCAUGCAACCGACUUGCACCUGCAGAACAUCCUCGACAAUCCUCUUUUCCGGAUAGUCCCCGCAAAAACUAGCCCACAAGAAACUGCGGUCUUGCGUGGCCUCGAGGGACAGCGACGGCUAUCGGAAGAACCCAUGGUGGUGUUUGACGAACUCGCUGCCGCCGGUUCUGCCACUGCAGCCACUAUCAAUGACUGUCUUAAGUCCCAGCUUCUUCUUGCCAGGUCCCCGGAAGAUAUGAAAGCAUCCCGAGCUGCGGGGAGAAUCGUGGAUUGGUACUGGGCGUCAGAUGGUGCUUCCCGACAGUCACUUCUCCGCACUCGGUCAGCGACGAUCUCGUUGACCAAAUUCAUGGUUGCCGAGGGACUGCAAAGCACUGCUUUGAAGUGGCUGGAAGCACUCAUGAGCAAUGACCUAGGCAGCAAAAACGGCAAGAUGACUGAAGGCCUCGCCAGGCAAACGUUCAGUCAUCUCCUCGUCGAUCUUGUCGAUGCCGAAUUACACACCGGUAAUGGCUUUAGCUCCGCAAUUGCAACCUACCUGCGUGUAUGCCAAAUGCAUUUUCAAAGCACAUCUUCCCACAAGUCAAGGAAACCGAUGCUUCUGGCCGCGGGUGCUCACCUUAACCGUAUGGCCGUGGAGCAAAAUCCAACGGAAUAUGAGGUAUCAGAGGCAGUAUACGACCAUUUCAAAGACGUGGUUUCCGUGCUAUCUCCCCGAUCUUUGUUGGUAGCAUCGGUCGCCGUCUGUCAUCCAACAAACCCCGAUGCACGUCCCUUCCUGCAAUUCGUGGAUAAUUUGUCACCGAACAAGUUUCAAGCCUGGAACGAUGUCAGACGAGAUGCAUUCUUCGAUAUUGGCACCGAGGCUCUCCGAGUACUUGUUGAACAAAAGAGAUUUCGUGAUAUUUCCCGCCUGGAACAAAAUAUUUCAGCCAUGCUGCCGGAGAAGCCCGCGCCAUCAACUACCGAAAGAUCUGAUACACAUCUAUCCGACGCGGACCUCGCCCGCCUGAACUGGAACUUUACAUGA